Molecule: messenger RNA, 2004 nt
Organism: Solanum lycopersicum (tomato)
Lineage: Eukaryota; Viridiplantae; Streptophyta; Magnoliopsida; Solanales; Solanaceae
Source: RefSeq, a predicted model, not a curated record
AUGAAAUUUGCUCCAAAGAAGCCUCACUUCUUUAAACCUAUUUUGCCUAAUUUCAAGCAUGGAAUUAAAAUCCCUGUAGCUUUUUGCAAGCAUUUGAAAGGAUGUAAUCAAGAACAUGCAAUAUUGAGAAAGUCUGAUAAGAAGUGGCAGGUAAAAGUGAACGGACGAUUAUUAGAUGAGGGUUGGGCCAUAUUCGCGAAAGAAAAUGAUUUACAGUUGGGAGAUUGCUUGAUAUUCAGACAUGAAGGAGAUUUCGAGUUUGAAGUUUCCAUCUUCGGUUCAAAUCACUUUGAGAGAGUAUACGAACAGACUCCGAAAGGAGGAGAGGAAAUCAAUCAUACCUGCAACAAAAUUAUAUCACAAGGUUUGGUAUUUGUUCUCUGUUUCAGCUCUCUUGUGUUUUAUUUCAAUUAUACAUCGAAAUUUUUUGAACUACUUCAAAUCGUUCAUAAGUCCAUUUCAUUGAUCGCGUCUUCCCUUUCAUCAAAAACAACUGAAAAGACAAAGCUCAACGUCAAGUCGAAUGAGAUUAUCCCCGAAGUAGAAGCUGCAGAGAACAUGCCUCUCGAUCGCCCUCCUUUCAUUUUUACUGUCACACCUUAUUGCCUUACAAGGGGCCAUGUACAACUUCCAGUCCAAUUUGCACGGGAUAACAGUCUCAUGAAUAGGAGAUGUACUAUAACGAUAAGGGAUGAGCAAAGGUCUUUGACAUUUGCACUAUAUUCGUCUGGUGCACGCACCUACAUUAAAGGCCAAUGGCGUGAAUUCUGCAUUGCAAAUUGCUUGAAGAAAGGAGAUCAGAUAAUGCUCGCGAUAGUUGAUAAUGGAAUGAAUCCUGUAUUGAGAUUCUACGAUUUGAGAACAAACGCAUCACUUCAACUCGAAGUGAAGAAGCCUAAUUUGGAUGCUGAAGAAGUUUCAUCCCGAAAGGAAGUAGCAACUGUACCUGCUUCAACAUCUGCCAAUGCCAACGCUCAAUUUGUUUCAAUUAUCCAUCCUUAUGCCAUCAUCAGAGCUCUUUUCUAUCUUCCGUUGUCUUUUGCAAGACCAAAUGGCUUGAUGAGACGUUGUAAGAUGAUUCUCAAGGAUGAGAAACAACGAUCAUGGUCAGUGCAACUAGAAGAAGUUGGACCUCGUUUUGCAAUUACCAAGGGAUGGCGACAGUUCAGAGAAGCAAAUGAUGUCCAAGUAGGAGAUACUUAUAAGUUUGAACUCAUUCACAAUGGCACAACACCUGUAGCGUAUUUUCAUCGUACGAGAGCAAAUGCAUCAGUUCAGCCAGAAGAAAAGAAGCCUAAUUUGGACGCUAGAAGAGUUUCAGCCCGAAGUAAUGAAGCAGAUGUACCUGCUUCAACAUGUGAUAACGCGAACACUCAAUUUGUUUCUACUAUCAAUCCCCAUUGCAUCAACAGUCCUUUCAUCCAGUAUCUUCCAUCGGCUUUUGCAAAGUCAAAUAGCUUGGUGAAUAGACGUUGUAAGAUGAUUCUGCGAGAUGAGAAACAGAGAUCAUGGUCAGUAGUGCUAGCACCAAUGGGACAUCACACUGCAAUUACCAAGGGAUGGCGACAGUUCAGAGAAGCAAAUGGUUUCCAAGUCGGAGAUACUUAUAAGUUUGAACUCAUCGACAAUGGCACGAUACCUAUAGCAUAUUUCCAUUGCGAGUAUAUAUACUUCCCAUCUUUUCAUUAUGUUCCUCCAUGUUAUGCAACUCUAUUUCAAUGAUUAUUUAGUGUGUGUUUUUACAAAAUUUUGCAGGUAAAUAUUCUAGGAAUGAUGACGAAGCAUCAAAGAAGCCAUUGACAAAUAUAAAUAAGCAGUUAGUGAUAUACAAGGAAAACUAGAUGGACUCAUAAUCAACUUUUUAUAGUCGAUAUAUACAGAUUAUAUACAAAUUGUGCUAUGAAUCGUAUCUCCAUAUAUCAACUCGACCGAAUCUAACGGUUAAAUCAUUCAACCAUUAAAUUUGAUAAAAAAAAGUGUUGGAUUUAGCAAGUGUGAAUGCGA